GGAAAGAAGUGGAAUAAUUAGGAACCUAGGGUGGGGUAGGGUAGCAGGACAUUUCAAACAUUAAUGAGCAUAUGAGAUUCCAGGUCUUGUUAAAAUGCAAAUUCUGAUUCAGCUGGUAGGUGAGGUCUGAGAUUGUGCAUUUCUAACAAGCACUCAGAUAAUCUUAAGGCUGUUGGCCCCAGGGUCACACUUAUAGUGAUUUUCUAGAACCCAGUUGGGGAAGUGAAUCUUGGGCAGGAGAAAUACACACCUCUUGCAUUGAGUUUGGAGAUCUCAUCUGAUAUAACUUUUUAAGAAAGAAAAAUAAUUUUCCAAAUAUCCAAUUGAUAAGCUUUCCCACUAAGUGGCUUUCCCACUAAGUGGCUGCGUUAUGAAAAUUGCUUCACUUUGAAACUUCUGGUCUUGGUAAUAUAGAAUUUCUGUGUUCUCACAGUGCUUGAUUGAGAAUAUGAUAUUGAGAUUAUGGCAUAAAAUAUAGUGGCUGUACAAAAAAAAAUACAUUAUUAGGAUCUCUAACAAUUAUGUAAAAGUCAUUGCUUCAUGGGUAGAGCUCAAACUUUGGUGUGAGACCUGGUUUUAUUCUUGGCACUUACUCUGAGUUGUCUUAGGCAAAUUAAUACCUUAAGCAAAAAUAUUCUCAUGUACAUUUUACAUGAGAAUUAUAAAUGAAGUACAUAAAGUCCAGCAGUCACAAAUGUUAUCUAUUAUUACCAUCGUCCUAAGACUGCAAUCAGCUAUAGUGAAAGUAGUCUCAAAGAUUGUUUCAUAAAUCAUCAGAUUCACCUAAUUUUCUAAAGAAUUUAAAUAAGGAGAUGGAAUGAAUAGAUUGCAUUUUGUUUCCAUGCACAGGGGAACUGUGCAUAUUUCUUCUGUGACUCGGAAAUGGUUUAACUUUUAAAAAUCCCAAAAUAGCUGAAGUUAGCAGACAUGCAAUUUACCAAGGAUGAUUGGAAUUUUUAUCUUUCCUGUAAUAAUACUAUACCCAAGCACACUGCUCAUGAGGAAAACAUUUUUAUGUGAAUCUUUUACUCUUGGGGGCAAAGAAUGCUGUUUUUCUUUUUGAUAACUAUGUUUAUAGAAUCUAAAUCACCCUGAGCAAUUAUUUCAACAUCUAAAGUUAUUAUUACCAUUCAUGUUUCAUUUAUAGCUAUUUGAAUUUUGAUGAAUUUCAAUAUGGUGCUACAGUGAUAGGGCAAGUGCAAAUAAGUUCAAUAUAUGGGUACGGUCUAAAGCUAUUUUAAUUUUUUUAUUACAACUGCUAUGAAGAAAAUUAGGAUAUGCCAUAUUUUCACGUUUUACAGUUGGAUGUCCUAUGAUGUUCUCUUCCAGAGAACAGAGCUCGGAGCUCUGGAAAUUUGGAGGCAACUGAUAUGUGCUCAUGUCUGCAUCUGUGUGGGUUGGCUGUAUCUCAGGGACAGAGUCUGCAGCAAAAAAGAUAUAAUUUUGAGGACUGAACAAAAUUCAGGAAGGACUAUUCUCAUUAAGGCAGUAACAGAGAAGAAUUUUGAAACAAAAGAUUUUCGAGCCUCUCUAGAAAAUGGUGUUCUGCUGUGUGAUUUGAUUAAUAAGCUUAAACCUGGCGUCAUUAAGAAGAUCAAUAGACUGUCUACACCAAUAGCAGGAUUGGAUAAUAUAAACGUUUUCUUGAAAGCUUGUGAACAGAUUGGAUUGAAAGAAGCCCAGCUUUUCCAUCCUGGAGAUCUACAGGAUUUAUCAAAUCGAGUCACUGUCAAGCAAGAAGAGACUGACAGGAGAGUGAAAAAUGUUUUGAUAACAUUGUACUGGCUGGGAAGAAAAGCACAAAGCAACCCGUACUAUAAUGGUCCCCAUCUUAAUUUGAAAGCGUUUGAGAAUCUUUUAGGACAAGCACUGACGAAGGCACUCGAAGACUCCAGCUUCCUGAAAAGAAGUGGCAGGGACAGUGGCUACGGUGACAUCUGGUGUCCUGAACGUGGAGAAUUUCUUGCUCCUCCAAGGCACCAUAAGAGAGAAGAUUCCUUUGAAAGCUUGGACUCUUUGGGCUCGAGGUCAUUGACAAGCUGCUCCUCUGAUAUCACGUUGAGAGGGGGGCGUGAAGGUUUUGAAAGUGACACAGAUUCGGAAUUUACAUUUAAGAUGCAGGAUUAUAAUAAAGAUGAUAUGUCGUAUCGAAGGAUUUCGGCUGUUGAGCCAAAGACUGCGUUACCCUUCAAUCGUUUUUUACCCAACAAAAGUAGACAGCCAUCCUAUGUACCAGCACCUCUGAGAAAGAAAAAGCCAGACAAACAUGAGGAUAACAGAAGAAGUUGGGCAAGCCCGGUUUAUACAGAAGCAGAUGGAACAUUUUCAAGACUCUUUCAAAAGAUUUAUGGUGAGAAUGGGAGUAAGUCCAUGAGUGAUGUCAGCGCAGAAGAUGUUCAAAACUUGCGUCAGCUGCGUUACGAGGAGAUGCAGAAAAUAAAAUCACAAUUAAAAGAACAAGAUCAGAAAUGGCAGGAUGACCUUGCAAAAUGGAAAGAUCGUCGAAAAAGUUACACUUCAGAUCUGCAGAAGAAAAAAGAAGAGAGAGAAGAAAUUGAAAAGCAGGCACUUGAGAAGUCUAAGAGAAGCUCUAAGACGUUUAAGGAAAUGCUGCAGGACAGGGAAUCCCAAAAUCAAAAGUCUACAGUUCCGUCAAGAAGGAGAAUGUAUUCUUUUGAUGAUGUGCUGGAGGAAGGAAAGCGACCCCCUACAAUGACUGUGUCAGAAGCAAGUUACCAGAGUGAGAGAGUAGAAGAGAAGGGAGCAACUUAUCCUUCAGAAAUUCCCAAAGAAGAUUCUACCACUUUUGCAAAAAGAGAGGACCGUGUAACAACUGAAAUUCAGCUUCCUUCUCAAAGUCCUGUGGAAGAACAAAGCCCAGCCUCUUUGUCUUCUCUGCGUUCACGGAGCACACAAAUGGAAUCAACUCGUGUUUCAGCUUCUCUCCCCAGAAGUUACCGGAAAACUGAUACAGUCAGGUUAACAUCUGUGGUCACACCAAGACCCUUUGGCUCUCAGACAAGGGGAAUCUCAUCACUCCCCAGAUCUUACACGAUGGAUGAUGCUUGGAAGUAUAAUGGAGAUGUUGAAGACAUUAAGAGAACUCCAAACAAUGUGGUCAGCACCCCUGCACCAAGCCCGGACGCAAGCCAACUGGCUUCAAGCUUAUCUAGCCAGAAAGAGGUAGCAGCAACAGAAGAAGAUGUGACAAGGCUGCCCUCUCCUACAUCCCCCUUCUCAUCUCUUUCCCAAGACCAGGCUGCCACUUCUAAAGCCACAUUGUCUUCCACAUCUGGUCUUGAUUUAAUGUCUGAAUCUGGAGAAGGGGAAAUCUCCCCACAAAGAGAAGUCUCAAGAUCCCAGGAUCAGUUCAGUGAUAUGAGAAUCAGCAUAAACCAGACGCCUGGGAAGAGUCUUGACUUUGGGUUUACAAUAAAAUGGGAUAUUCCUGGGAUCUUCGUAGCAUCAGUUGAAGCAGGUAGCCCAGCAGAAUUUUCUCAGCUACAAGUAGAUGAUGAAAUUAUUGCUAUUAACAACACCAAGUUUUCAUAUAACGAUUCAAAAGAGUGGGAGGAAGCCAUGGCUAAGGCUCAAGAAACUGGACACCUAGUGAUGGAUGUGAGGCGCUAUGGAAAGGCUGGUUCACCUGAAACAAAGUGGAUUGAUGCAACUUCUGGAAUUUACAACUCAGAAAAAUCUUCAAAUCUAUCUGUAACAACUGAUUUCUCCGAAAGCCUUCAGAGUUCUAAUAUUGAAUCCAAAGAAAUCAAUGGAAUUCAUGAUGAAAGCAAUGCUUUUGAAUCAAAAGCAUCUGAAUCCAUUUCUUUGAAAAACUUAAAAAGGCGAUCACAAUUUUUUGAACAAGGAAGCUCUGAUUCGGUGGUUCCUGAUCUUCCAGUUCCAACCAUCAGUGCCCCGAGUCGCUGGGUGUGGGAUCAAGAGGAGGAGCGGAAGCGGCAGGAGAGGUGGCAGAAGGAGCAGGACCGCCUACUGCAGGAAAAAUAUCAACGUGAGCAGGAGAAACUGAGGGAAGAGUGGCAAAGGGCCAAACAGGAGGCAGAGAGAGAGAAUUCCAAGUACUUGGAUGAGGAACUGAUGGUCCUAAGCUCAAACAGCAUGUCUCUGACCACACGGGAGCCCUCUCUUGCCACCUGGGAAGCUACCUGGAGUGAAGGGUCCAAGUCUUCAGACAGAGAAGGAACCCGAGCAGGAGAAGAGGAGAGGAGACAGCCACAAGAGGAAGUUGUUCAUGAGGACCAAGGAAAGAAGCCGCAGGAUCAGCUUGUUAUUGAGAGAGAGAGGAAAUGGGAGCAACAGCUUCAGGAAGAGCAAGAGCAAAAGCGGCUUCAGGCUGAGGCUGAGGAGCAGAAGCGUCCUGCGGAGGAGCAGAAGCGCCAGGCAGAGAUAGAGCGGGAAACAUCAGUCAGAAUAUACCAGUACAGGAGGCCUGUUGAUUCCUAUGAUAUACCAAAGACAGAAGAAGCAUCUUCAGGUUUUCUUCCUGGUGACAGGAAUAAAUCCAGAUCUACUACUGAACUGGAUGAUUACUCCACAAAUAAAAAUGGAAACAAUAAAUAUUUAGACCAAAUUGGGAACAUGACCUCUUCACAGAGGAGAUCCAAGAAAGAACAAGUACCAUCAGGAGCAGAAUUGGAGAGGCAACAAAUCCUUCAGGAAAUGAGGAAGAGAACACCCCUUCACAAUGACAACAGCUGGAUCCGACAGCGCAGUGCCAGUGUCAACAAAGAGCCUGUUAGUCUUCCUGGGAUCAUGAGAAGAGGCGAAUCUUUAGAUAACCUGGACUCCCCCCGAUCCAAUUCUUGGAGACAGCCUCCUUGGCUCAAUCAGCCCACAGGAUUCUAUGCUUCUUCCUCUGUGCAAGACUUUAGUCGCCCACCACCUCAGCUGGUGUCCACAUCAAACCGUGCCUACAUGCGGAACCCCUCCUCCAGCGUGCCCCCACCUUCAGCUGGCUCCGUGAAGACCUCCACCACAGGUGUGGCCACCACACAGUCCCCCACCCCGAGAAGCCAUUCCCCUUCAGCUUCACAGUCAGGCUCUCAGCUGCGUAACAGGUCAGUCAGUGGGAAGCGCAUAUGCUCCUACUGCAAUAACAUUCUGGGCAAAGGAGCCGCCAUGAUCAUCGAGUCCCUGGGUCUUUGUUAUCAUUUGCAUUGUUUUAAGUGUGUUGCCUGUGAGUGUGACCUCGGAGGCUCUUCCUCAGGAGCUGAAGUCAGGAUCAGAAACCACCAACUGUACUGCAACGACUGCUAUCUCAGAUUCAAAUCUGGACGGCCAACCGCCAUGUGAUGUAAGCCUCCAUACGAAAGCACUGUUGCAGAUAGAAGAAGAGGUGGUUGCUGCUCAUGUAGAUCUAUAAAUAUGUGUUGUAUGUCUUUUUUGCUUUUUUUUUAAAAAAAAGAAUAACUUUUUUUGCCUCUUUAGAUUACAUAGAAGCAUUGUAGUCUUGGUAGAACCAGUAUUUUUGUUGUUUAUUUAUAAGGUAAUUGUGUGUGGGGAAAAGUGCAGUAUUUACCUGUUGAAUUCAGCAUCUUGAGAGCACAAGGGAAAAAAUAAGAACCUACGAAUAUUUUUGAGGCAGAUAAUGAUCUAGUUUGACUUUCUAGUUAGUGGUGUUUUGAAGAGGGUAUUUUAUUGUUUUUUAAAAAAAGGUUCUUAAACAUUAUUUGAAAUAGUUAAUAUAAAUACAUAAUUGCAUUUGCUCUGUUUAUUGUAAUGUAUUCUAAAUUAAUGCAGAACCAUAUGGAAAAUUUCAUUAAAAUCUAUCCCCAAAUGUGCUUUCUGUAUCCUUCCUUCUACCUAUUAUUCUGAUUUUUAAAAAUGCAGUUAAUGUACCAUUUAUUUGCUUGAUGAAGGGAGCUCUAUUUUCUUUACCAGAAAUGUUGCUAAGUAAUUCCCAAUAGAAAGCUGCUUAUUUUCAUUAAUGAAAAAUAACCAUGGUUUGUAUACUAGAAGUCUUCUUCAGAAACUGGUGAGCCUUUCUGUUCAAUUGCAUUUGUAAAUAAACUUGCUGAUGCAUUUAACGAGUGGGUCGUCUUUUUCUUAGGUGUAUGUGUCUGACCUCAGGCCUUUUAGCCAUAUUUCAGUAUGUGGCCUUUUUUGAUGUUAUGUUUUAUCCAGUAGCUUUACUAAGGUAUAAUUGAUGUAAUAAACUGCAUAUAUUUAAAGUGUAUACUUUGACAAAUUUUGACAUGGUGUAUACCUUCGAAACUAUGCCACAGUCUGGAUGUGUUUACUGAAACAUUUUAAUAAGGAAGUUUAUUUUUGAUAAAGUUAUGUUUUUGGAUACAAUAUAUUUGUAUGGUGAGAGUGAUGAAUUGUUGGAUCAUUUGAAUAAAAUCUUUUACUAACCCCAUGAUAAAAGGAGAAGACAACAGUGAGCUUAGAAUAUCUAUAAAGCAAAAAAUGUAGUCUCUUGUUUAAAAAAUCUGGAGCGGGAAUGCAAGGAUACAAAACUUUAGCAUGCUUUGAGCAAAAAUUUAAACUUACUGGAAUCUUUUAUAAUAAUGUAAGUGGAAUGGAGGAUUCUAGGAACUGAGAACUGUAUUGGAAUAGGUUCAAAAUAUGUAAGAAAUGCUAAUGUGGGAGAUAAAAAUUUUAUUUAGUACUUAUUCUGAUUAUUAUUAAAGUAAUAAUGUGUUCCUUGAGGAUAACUUGUCAAAUGCCCCAAAGCAUAAAGAAUAUAAUUCUGAAUCCCAAAUUCCAAAGACAAGAACUCUGUGUUUGAAUUCAUUCUGCAUAUAAUUAUUUAUAAGUAUAGAUUGUGAAUUUUUCCAUGUUCUUAAAAUUAUUUUUAUCUUUUUUCAUGGUUGCAUAGUGCUCCAUUGUUUGGCCUUGGUAAUAUUUAGUUGAUAAUUCCAUUACUGUGUAUUUUUCACUUGUUUCUAAGAUCAAACAUUUUAAUAUGUGCAUGUUAUAUAUAAAUAUGUAAAUUCUGUGAUACUCUAUGAUCAUCUCUUUCUUUAUAUUAUUUUCAUAGACAUGAAAUAGUUGCUCAGAGAUUAUGCAUUUUAAGACACUCAUAGUAUAUAUUGCCAAAGUGGUUUCCAGAAAGGCACUGCUGGCUUCGACUCCUAUAAGCAGCACGUGGGCUUGUUCAUCUCACUGCAUGUUUAUGAAGAUACAGUUCUUUUGCCUUGUUCUCUGCCUGAUGUGUAUGCAGAGGCAGCCCUCAAUAUGCAGUGGUUGAAUAAAUGAAUGAAGAAACCACUAUCAA
Molecule: messenger RNA, 7237 nt
Organism: Homo sapiens (human)
Lineage: Eukaryota; Metazoa; Chordata; Mammalia; Primates; Hominidae
Gene: LMO7
Product: LIM domain 7
Exons: 30
Coding region: 1261-5310 (1349 amino acids)
Biological process (GO): regulation of signaling; regulation of cell adhesion
Cellular component (GO): actin cytoskeleton
Source: RefSeq, marked reviewed